AUGGUGCUCGGCGUGCGCGUCCAUGGGCCAGAUGUGACAGAUGUUGAUGUGAAGCUUGAUGAGACCUUCAGGUCCGUUCCAGUCCCAGAAAAGAUUGGGAUCCCCGUACUUUACAAGGUGCAGUCUGGAACUGGAGGCGAUGAUUCGUCCAUUCGAUCAAAUGCAAUCGUCCGAUUUAUGUCAGACACUUCUGAUGGCCUAGCUCCAGCAGAGUGGCAGUAUGGUGGCACACGAGGUCCCGCGCCACCUGUGGUACUUGCAAGAAAGGACCAUAUCCCCUUUUCCAGGCCUGACUUUCACUUGAUUUGUGAUUACAUGGAUUACUGGAUGGAAGAGGCCAGAGAGGAGGAGGACCAUUUCACUGAAGUUACAAAUCGAAUUCUAGAGCCUCGAGCAUUUCAGAGGUUCGUACGAGAGCAUGUUGAUGAGCAUCCUCUUGGAUUUCUGUCUUUGCAGUUUCCAAAGCAGAGUGUAGUAGUUGCAGAGGGUCUUAAAACCGAAGAGCUGAAUGGCCUGGAGGGCACCGUUUCUCAGUACAGCAGGGACCGCGUGGGUAUUCAGUUCCCUGGAAAACGCGUCACGGCUAUCAGACCUGAACAUCUUCGACUUCUGCAAGAGGCACCCGAACCUGCACCGAAACGACACAUGGGGACCCGGCAGACAGAAGAGAGAAAAAAAGAACUCGAGAAGCAGGAAGCGUUGCAGAUUGCAAAGCGCUUUCACGAAUGCCUUUUUGAGGACACUUUCCCGGAAAUGGGAGACUUGCAUUUGUUUGGCGUGGGUUGUGAGUACAGAGCAAGAGCGACAGAAGUCCUUGCAGUUUGGCAGGGGCUUGUGAAGCACAUGAACUUCACAGCUGAGCAGAUAGCAGAUGCGUUGAUCCAGGGAAAUAUGAAAGAACGCUUCACAGAGUGGACGCACGAGCUAGCAAAAUCUCGCACUCCCAAUUCGACAUACGAGCAGACAUCAGAUGACACCACCGUGAUGCUGAAUGGCUUCGGCACCGUGGUGAAUUCUUUGGGGCCUCGUGUGAAGCCCUACCUGCCCCAGAUUGCUGGUAUCAUCAGGUGGCGGCUGAACACUCCAUCUGCACGUGUGCGUCAGCAAGCAGCAGACCUCAUUGCAAGAAUCGCUGUGGUGAUGAAGCAAUGUGGCGAGGAGCAGAUGAUGGGGCACUUGGGUCUCUUCUUGUAUGAGUACCUUGGUGAAGAGUAUCCUGAAGUGCUGGGCUCCAUUUUGGGCGCCUUGAAGGCGAUCGUCAACGUCAUUGGAAUGACGAAGAUGACGCCACCGAUCAAGGAUCUCCUUCCCAGGUUGACCCCCAUCCUGAAGAACAGACAUGAGAAAGUCCAGGAGAACUGCAUUGACUUGGUUGGAAGGAUUGCCGAUCGCGGUGCGGAGUUGGCACCACCACGAGAGUGGAACCGCAUUUGCUUUGACCUGCUGGAGCUUUUGAAGGCACACAAGAAGGCCAUUCGCAGAGCAACAGUGAACACCUUCGGCUACAUUGCAAAGGCCAUUGGCCCCCAUGAUGUUCUCAGCACUUUGCUGAACAACCUCAAGGUGCAGGAGCGUCAGCUCCGAAUUUGCACCACGGUGGCAAUUGCCAUUACUGCAGAGACCUGUGGACCGUUCACCGUGCUGCCAGCUCUGAUGAAUGAAUAUCGGGUGCCUGAACUGAACGUGCAGAACGGAGUGUUGAAAAGCCUUAGCUUCAUGUUCGAGUACAUUGGAGAGAUGGCCAAGGACUACAUUUAUGCAGUCACUCCCAUCUUGGAGGAUGCGCUCAUGGAUCGGGAUCUUGUGCAUAGGCAAACUGCUGCAUGGACUUGCAAGCACCUUGCUCUAGGCGUUCACGGUCUGGGUUGCGAGGAUGCGCUGCAGCACCUCAUGAACUACGUUUGGCCGAACGUCUUUGAAAACUCGCCUCACUUGAUUAUGGCUGUUUUCGAUGCCAUCGAUGGUUUCCGAGUGUCCUUGGGGCCCACAAAAGUGCUGCAGUACUUGCUCCAAGGCUUGUGGCAUCCUGCCAGACGAGUGCGAGCUGUUUACUGGCGGUUGUACAACAACCUCUACAUUGGAUCUCAGGAUGCUCUCAUCCCCUCCUACCCGAAGUUGGAGGAUGAUGCUGAGCACUGCUAUCGCCGCACGGAGUUGGAACUCCUGCUCUGA
Molecule: messenger RNA, 2172 nt
Organism: Durusdinium trenchii
Lineage: Eukaryota; Dinophyceae; Suessiales; Symbiodiniaceae
Source: the annotation of a GenBank genome assembly